AUGAUUUCCUCCUAUCUUGCGACUGCAUUCCUGCUGGCUACGGCAUCUGCACAAUCUUGUGGACCUUCGCCUUCGGGUAAAGUCAAGCCUUCGAUCGCCUCUGGUUACAAAUGGCAGGUAGUGGCAACUGGAUUGUCUCGACCUCGUGGCAUCGCCUUUGAUGACCAGGGUAGAUUGCUUGUCAUCGAGUCUGGAUCAGGCAGUCUGUCGGCGCACACCUUGUCCGAGGAUGAUGGUGGCUGCGUGACUGUCAAAUCAUCGACCAAUGUGACGGAGAAUAUGGGAGUCAGUUCUUCCUUUCCAGACAGGACAAAGUCCGAUCCCNNAGCUAACUUUACGAAGCUCAAUCAUGGUAUCGCUUUCGACAACGAGAACCGCAUGCUUUACGCUUCCAACACCAAUGAGACCUACGGGUGGCAAUACGACUCAUCGGCAAUUUCUGUGUCAAACCAGCAGACACUGGUCAGCAACAUGUCAGGAACUGAUCACAGCACGCGUACUCUUCUGCUUCCACAGCAUGCCCCAGGCAUGAUGGUUAUCAGUUUCGGCAGCUUGAGCAACCUCGAUCUCUCUGCUACCAAUGUGGACUCUGGCACUGCAUCAGUCAAGGCCUUCAACUUGACAAAUCGUACCAGUACAUACACCUACCAGGAUGACGGUCUGCUACUCGGAUGGGGCUUGCGUAACGAGGUCGGUCUUGCAGAGCAUCCAGGAACUGGUGGCAUCUGGGGUGUCGAGAACUCUGCAGAUCAAAUGACCAGAGAUGGUGUCGACGUACACGCCACCAACCCUGGCGAAGAACUCAACUUCCUAGGCUAUGUCAAUGGCACCGAGUCCGGUCAAGAAGGCUCGAACUUUGGCUAUCCAUGGUGCUUUUCAGCUUGGAACCCUUCAAUACUGCCCAACAACGGAGGGAUCGAGGUCGGCACACAGUUUGCCAUUGAUGCAACGCCAGAUCUGGACAACCAAAACAAGACGGACGCUUUCUGUGCGGACCAAACUCAAAGUCGACUAGUAUUCACCUCACACAUGGCCCCUUUGGAUAUCAAGUUCAACGACACAGGCAGACAGGCAUGGAUCACCUUCCACGGCAGCUGGAACAGUCCCAACCCUGUCGGCUAUAAAUUAUCGCUAGUCAAUUUCACAGAUGCUGGCGAGCCGGUCGAUGAGCUUACAAGCAAGACAGCGGCCACAGACAUCUUUGCAAAUGCAAACAACUCGGCCUGUCCCAACGACUGUUUCCGUCCUGUUGCAAUGGCGCUCGACAAUCGAGGCAGAAUCUUUGUCUCGUCUGACGCAUCAGGCGAGAUUUAUCUUGUCACUCGGGACGAAACUUCCAAGGGUUCUGGAGGCACUUCGACUGGUUCAACUAGCUCCUCUUCAUCGUCCUCGUCUAGUGCGCCCAGCUCGACAACUUCAAACACCUCGGCCGGUGUUAGUGUAUCUUCAGGAUAUUCAUCUUUAAUCUUGAUGUCGUGUAUCAUCGCUGUAAUAGCUUUCAUUCACAUGUAG
Aureobasidium uvarum is the source of this 1512-nucleotide messenger RNA. The record is from the annotation of a GenBank genome assembly. NCBI's taxonomy places the organism in Eukaryota, Fungi, Ascomycota, Dothideomycetes, Dothideales, Saccotheciaceae.